Messenger RNA from Sinocyclocheilus rhinocerous, 712 nucleotides. Its product is annotated as UAP56-interacting factor-like. Gene Ontology annotation, biological process: mRNA export from nucleus. The coding region runs from base 152 to 712 and encodes 186 amino acids. NCBI's taxonomy places the organism in Eukaryota, Metazoa, Chordata, Actinopteri, Cypriniformes, Cyprinidae. The record is from RefSeq and is a predicted model, not a curated record. Gene Ontology annotation, cellular component: nuclear speck. Gene Ontology annotation, molecular function: mRNA binding. The transcript is spliced from 5 exons.
GUGCGUAAAUGAGCGCAUGCGCAGACGCUGUGAGCGCUCAACGAAAGCUGGCUAGUUUGCUAGUGUUAUCUUGUUCGUUUGAGUUGUUAGACCGUGCGUGUAGGGAGCUUGUCCUUUGCUUCUUCAUUUCUAACACAGCGCGAACUGCAAAAUGAGCAAAUCGAGUUUUAAAUCGGUUGGCGGUGGAAGUACAGAUGGACUCGAUAAGGUUGACAUGUCUUUAGAUGAUAUUAUCCGGCUGAAUAAGAAGCAGAAUCAAUUCCAGGCCCAGAAGUCAAAGCACAGACUUCCGGUGAAAGGUCGCUUCCCCCAAGGGAAGAAAACUGGGCCAAGAGCUGGAAUGCCACCUAAAAGAGGAGGUGUUGUGAGCAAAAGCUUCACUCGAAACUGCAAGCUUCCUCCCACGGUGGCCAGGCGUCGUGGGCAGGGGGUCAUCACUGGUUUAGCUGCAAGAAAAAAUGCCGCCCUGCUUAAAGGGAUCAGUCCACUCAACCGACCGGCCCAGAACCGACCGAUGCCCAACAGUGCAGCUGUGAACCAGAGAUCUCAGCCAUUUAUCCAGCGACGACAGAUGCAGAUCCAGAGGAGACCAAACAGACAGAUGGACUCUCAGAAACCUCAGGGCUCAGUUUCUUACAGACCCUUUCGGCUUCGCAGAAAAUGGAAUGCUCCGACUGCUCAGCAAACACAAUGUAUGCAGAAAAUUGGAUAG